This is a messenger RNA of Antechinus flavipes (yellow-footed antechinus), 3047 nucleotides long. It is a transcript of the gene DEK, whose product is annotated as DEK proto-oncogene. Gene Ontology annotation, biological process: chromatin organization; regulation of double-strand break repair. The transcript is spliced from 11 exons. Gene Ontology annotation, cellular component: nucleus. Lineage: Eukaryota; Metazoa; Chordata; Mammalia; Dasyuromorphia; Dasyuridae. Bases 164 to 1288 code for a protein of 374 amino acids. The record is from RefSeq and is a predicted model, not a curated record. Gene Ontology annotation, molecular function: DNA binding; histone binding.
GAAAAUCUGGUGGCUUCUUGGGAGGGACACGGUGCAGAAGCGUCACGCGCGAAAAAGACAGAAAGGGUCCUCCGCCGUUCCCCCACCCACCAACCUGAGGAACCUUCCUCUCGCCUCACGAGCCAGAGAGUCCCCAGACAUCCCCGACCUACCGGUUAUUAGCAUGUCUUCUUCAGCCCCCACCCUAGAGGGGGAGGAUCUAUCCUCUCAGACCGCCCCUAAGAGAGACCCCGAAGUUCCCGACAAGGAAGAGAGCGAGGAGGAAGAAGAGGAGGACGACGAGGAUGAAGAGGACGAGGAGGAAGAAAAAGAAAAGAGUCUCAUCGUAGAAGGCAAGAGAGAGAAGAAGAAAGUGGAGAGGUUGACAAUGCAAGUAUCUUCCCUUCAAAGGGAGCCAUUUACAAUUGCCCAAGGAAAGGGACAGAAACUUUGUGAAAUUGAAAGAAUACACUUCUUUUUAAGUAAGAAGAAAACUGAUGAACUUAGAAAUCUUCAUAAACUACUUUACAACAGGCCAGGCACAGUAGCUUCUCUGAAGAAGAAUGUGGGUCAGUUCAGUGGCUUUCCGUUCGAAAAAGGAAGUGAUCAAUAUAAAAAAAAGGAAGAAAUGUUGAAAAAAUUUAGGAAUGCCAUGUUAAAGAGCAUAUGUGAAGUUCUUGAUUUGGAGAGAUCAGGCAUAAAUAGUGAAUUGGUAACCAGGAUCUUGAAUUUCUUAAUGCAUCCAAAGCCUUCUGGCAAACCAUUGCCAAAAUCAAAAAAAACACCAAGUAAAGGCAGUAAAAAGGAACGGAGCAGCUCUGGAAUGUCACGAAAGGCUAAGCGUACCAAAUGCCCUGAAAUUCUUUCAGAUGAAUCUAGUAGUGAAGAUGAAAAAAAAGAAAAGGACUCUUCAGAGGAAGAAGAUAAAGAAAGUGAAGAAGAGCCACCAAAAAAGACAUCUAAAAAAGAAAAACCUAAACAAAAAACUCCUUCGAAAAGCAAAAAAUCUGUUAAAAGUGCCAAUGUCAAGAAGGCGGAUAGCAGUACCACGAAGAAAAAUCAAAAUAAUUCCAAAAAAGAAAGCGAGUCUGAAGAUAGUUCAGAUGAUGAGCCUUUAAUUAAGAAACUGAAAAAACCGCCUACAGAUGAAGAACUAAAAGAGACUGUAAAGAAACUUCUGGCCAAUGCUAACUUGGAAGAAGUCACAAUGAAACAGAUUUGCAAAGAGGUAUAUGAAAACUAUCCUGCUUAUGAUUUGUCUGAAAGAAAAGAUUUCAUUAAAAAGACUGUUAAAGAGUUAAUUUCAUGAGACAGAGAUCAUUUAUAAAGGCUGCUGAUUUGGAUUGUUCCCGUGAAUUCAAAGAUCUGAUAAACACCAGCAAAAAGAAUGUAUUUCUUUUUCUAAAUCUUUGUUGGUUAAGCAUUGUGUUAAGCAGAAUUGACUGCUGACUUUGUGUCAUAAGUGUUAUGUAAAAAUUUGUUUGAGUUCACCAUUUUAAAUUGCAUUUCUAUGCAGUUUUUUUAGUUAAGAUUUUUGCAUGGCAAUGAAUGUUCCCUGCUUUUUUUUUUUAUAGUUGUGUAUUUUGUACAUUUUGGAUUUCUUUAUAUAAGGUAAUGGACUCUUGGACUGUUGUAGCUUUUAGUGUGCUUAAUAUUCAUAGCUUGCUAAUGAAAUACUUUUAAUAAUCAAGUAGAACAAAAGUUGUAACUAUUAGCAUCUUAUAUAUGCAGAGUUUGAGUUAUUGCAGUAUUUGGUAUAGAAAAUAUUUUGAAUACACAUUCUGUCUAAUAAUCUAAACUUAGAGUAGUGUGUUCAUUAUAUUCAGGAUAUACAAUAUACAUGCUAUAAAUAUUUGGGUGACUAAAUCUGAACUAUCUAACAUAUACUGCAAAUUAUUAGCAUGAUAAAACAAUUGGCAUAGAUGUUAUUUUUGUACUUUUAAAAAAACAGAUUUGUUGUAUAUAAGGUUUUCAUAUUUCUUUGUGCAAAUCAAUUUUUAAAUCUAUGUAUCUUUAGAAUUAUAACAUGAAGUGUCAGUGUUUUGCCAGAAGGCUAUGAUGGAGCAGUGGAAGUGGACGUUAUGAAGAUAAUACUGGAGGAGUAGUUAAUUUACUCAUUCUUUUCCACUUAGUCCUGUUUUGCUUAGGAAGCAUAAUCUGCCUGUAGCUAGCUUUACAAUAUGACAGCAAAUGCGUUUUAUAUUUCAAGGAUUAACUUUAGCAUAUAUAUAUAUAAAUCAAAACUGCUUCAGAAACUUUGGAGAAAAGCUCAGAAGAAUAUAACCAUGUCCAGCUCAUCAUAAACUUGAACUCAGUUUCAUUUAACUGAUUUUUGCCCACAUAAAAUACAUUACUAUUCACAGGAAACAGACUGCUUCUGUAGUAAUGAUGUAGAAGUUAAAACAAAUGCCAAAUGAAGAUAAUGUAGUUACCUAGUAUUUGUCAGCAGCAGACCCCUGUGACUAAAAGUAUUGCUCAAAGAAGCCAGUAGUGCAUUUAUUUUUACAUUAAUGGAUUGAUAUGUCACAUCAGGGCUGUUGGAGUAUAACUUUUUGGCCAAUCAAGAUGUUAGUUGAUCACAACAGAAGGAUUCAUUUCUCCUGCAUGUGAUUCUUUACGAGACUAAAAUAACACAUUUUGUUUUAUAUUUUAUAUAGACCAUAUCCUAAAUCAUUUUGCCAGAUGAACUUGUAUCUAAUUCUGAAACAAUUUUGAUUUGUUAAAGGGAAACAUUUGACCUUUGAAGCAUUUGAAGAAGAAGCAUUUCAUUGUCUUUGUAUCAAAGGACAGUGUAAAUUACUGAAAUGUUGAGUUUGAAUAGUGUUUUCCAUGUGGCAUACUGGCACUUGUGUUUCCUUUUAAUAGGAAGUUAUAUUUUACUUUUUUCCUUGGAUGACAGUUAUUAGAAUGUUAGAGUAUGCUUAUUAAUUCAGAUGACUGGAAUAAGCUACUUUAAACUAACUUUAAAGCAGAUCCCAAAAUUGACUUCUGAUUUUAAAAUAAAAUUUCAUUUUUUUCCUGUAAAACUUGUCAUUGAAAAAAAUUAAAAUUGUGAGUACUGAAUGUUA